This is a messenger RNA of Neogale vison (American mink), 6490 nucleotides long. RefSeq names its product Rho guanine nucleotide exchange factor 12 (gene ARHGEF12). The transcript is spliced from 41 exons. Gene Ontology annotation, biological process: Rho protein signal transduction; G protein-coupled receptor signaling pathway. The record is from RefSeq and is a predicted model, not a curated record. The coding region runs from base 820 to 5454 and encodes 1544 amino acids. Gene Ontology annotation, molecular function: guanyl-nucleotide exchange factor activity; GTPase activator activity; G protein-coupled receptor binding. Gene Ontology annotation, cellular component: cytoplasm. NCBI's taxonomy places the organism in Eukaryota, Metazoa, Chordata, Mammalia, Carnivora, Mustelidae.
CGCCGACCUCCGGGGCCGGUGCUUAGAGGCCGGGCCGCACGGGAACCUCCCGCCCCUCGCGGGAACGGCCGCCUACCGGCGCGUCGGGGAGGAGCCGCCGCCGCCGCCCGUGCCGACUGCGGAAGAGUCCGGGCCUCCCAGGGAUGGGGAGCAGCCCGCGGCGCUGAGAGACCAGGUUCCUGUCACCUCAGGCUAAGGGACCCCCUCUCCCGGCGUCCGCGGUCGUCCCAGCGCCCGGAGCCUGGUGGAGGCGGCGAGGAAGACGAGAGGGGUCCCCCGGCCCCGGGGACAUGGAGCCGCGCGAACCUGGCGCGGGACGGCCCGAGACGCGGCCGAGCCUGCGGCCACGAGCGGCCGGCAGCCCCCGAUAGAGAGCGGAGAGUAGAGCAGCCGGCCCCGCGGCGGCGGGGGCUCGCAGGCCCGCGAGUCUCCGGAGGAGGAGCCGACACCCCAGCCCCGAGCUGAUCCCGCCCCAGCCCCCGGAGGGAUUCCCGGGCCCCUUCCCCUACGGCUCGUCGACUUCCCUCCGUGACGAAGUUUUCUCCUUGUGCCUUCCCGAGGAUUGAGCUCUAGCUCUCGAACUCGGCUUCUGGCAGACUUCCUCGGUUUGUUUUGGGAAAUAACCUGUUUUGCUCCGACCAACAUCCCCUGUCCGCCACCUCUUCCAGUGGGACGUUCUAGAUGACUGAAUGGAGUUUUGAGUUGGACUUUUGUGUCCCUUACGGAGUCGGGCCUGAUCCCAGAGCACUGGGGGUGGGGAGGAGGUGUUACUGUAAAAUGCAAGUUGGAUAAAAGGAGGACCUCUCGCCAAGGGCCCCAAUGAGUGGCACACAGUCUACUAUCACCGACAGGUUUCCCCUCAAAAAACCUAUAAGGCAUGGGAGUAUUUUGAAUCGAGAGUCACCAACAGAUAAGAAGCAGAAAGUUGAGCGCAGUGCAUCACAUGAUUUUGAUCCUACAGAUAGCUCCUCCAAGAAGACAAAGUCUAGUUCAGAGGAGAGUAGAUCCGAGAUAUAUGGUCUUGUUCAGCGCUGUGUGAUCAUCCAGAAGGAUGACAAUGGAUUUGGGCUGACGGUCAGUGGAGACAAUCCAGUCUUCGUACAGUCUGUCAAAGAAGAUGGAGCAGCCAUGCGGGCUGGGGUACAGACAGGUGAUCGAAUCAUCAAGGUGAAUGGAACUCUGGUGACUCAUUCAAACCAUUUGGAAGUGGUGAAGCUAAUCAAAUCUGGUUCCUAUGUAGCUCUCACUGUUCAGGGACGCCCGCCUGGGUCGCCCCAGAUUCCACUCGCCGAUUCUGAAGUAGAGCCAUCAGUCGUUGGACAUAUGUCUCCCAUCAUGACAUCCCCUCAUUCACCUGGAGCAUCUGGGAACAUGGAGAGAAUUACUAGUCCUGUGCUCAUGGGGGAGGAAAACAAUGUGGUUCAUAACCAGAAAGUAGAAAUUCUGAGAAAAAUGUUACAGAAAGAACAGGAACGGCUGCAGUUAUUGCAGGAAGAUUACAACCGAACACCUGCCCAAAGAUUGCUAAAAGAGAUCCAAGAGGCCAAGAAACACAUUCCUCAGCUGCAAGAGCAGUUAUCCAAAGCCACAGGCUCUGCUCAGGAUGGAGCUGUAGUUACAUCCUCCAGGCCUUUAGGUGACCCACUGCCAGUCAGUGAGGCGGAAGCUGAUCCUGGUGAUGGACUAAGCAGAAUUGACUAUAGCAGUGGAGACGCUUCUCGGCCCAGUAGUGACAGCACAGACAGUCCCAAGAGUUCCCUGAAGGAGAGGAUUUGUCUAGAGGAAAACCCAGAAAAGAGUGAAGCGAUUCAGGACCCUGAUACUCAGUCACUCAUCGGGAGUCCCUCUCCCCGUGUAGCGCCUCAUAUUAUUGGAGCAGAGGAUGAUGAUUUCGGCACUGAACAUGAACAGAUCAAUGGGCAGUGCAGCUGUUUCCAGAGCAUCGAACUGCUGAAAUCUCGCCCUGCUCACCUGGCUGUUUUCUUACACCACGUGGUCUCACAGUUUGACCCCGCUACACUGCUCUGUUAUCUCUAUUCAGACCUAUAUAAGCAGACCAAUUCCAAGGAGACUCGUCGUGUCUUCCUUGAGUUUCAUCAGUUCUUCCUGGAUCGAUCCGCACACCUGAAAGUUUCUGUGCCUGAUGAAAUAUCGGUAGAUCUUGAAAAAAGAAGACCUGAGCUUAUACCCGAGGAUCUACACCGCCACUAUAUCCAAACUAUGCAGGAAAGAGUCCACCCAGAAGUUCAGAGGCACUUGGAAGAUUUUCGGCAGAAGCGUAGCAUGGGGCUGACCUUGGCUGAAAGCGAACUGACUAAACUUGACGCGGAGCGGGAGAAGGACCGGGUAACUUUGGAGAAGGAACGGGCAUGUGCGGAGCAGAUCGUUGCCAAAAUCGAAGAAGUGUUGAUGACUGCUCAGGCUGUAGAAGAAGAUAAGAGUUCAACUAUGCAGUAUGUUAUCCUUAUGUACAUGAAGCAUUUGGGGGUAAAAGUGAAAGAACCUCGAAAUUUGGAGCACAAGCGGGGUCGGAUUGGAUUCCUUCCAAAAAUCAAGCAGAGUAUGAAGAAAGAUCGAGAAGGCGAAGAAAAAGGGAAGCGCAGAGGAUUCCCCAGCAUCCUGGGGCCCCCAAGGAGACCAAGCCGUCAUGACAACAGUGCAAUUGGCAGAGCCAUGGAGCUGCAGAAACAGCGGCACCCAAAGCACUUAUCCACACCCUCUUCUGUGAGUCCUGAGCCUCCUGACCCUGCUAAGUUGCGCCAGAGUGGGUUAGCAGCUGAAGGAACAGAUGUCGGAUACCUGCCAGCCAAUUCCAUGUCCUCUGUGGCAACAGGGGCCACCCUUGCCCAGGAAGGAGGAGGGAAAGAGAACGAUACAGGAUCAAAACAAGUUGGAGAAACACCAGCGUCUGGAGACUGUGUGGAUAGCACCCCUCGGACUCCCAAUACCAUCUUUGAUUUUCCACCUCCUCCCCUAGACCAAGUGCAGGAGGAGGAAUGGGAAGUAGAAAGGGUGACUGAACAUGGGACACCAAAGCCCUUUCGAAAGUUUGACAGCAUAGCUUUUGGAGAAAGUCAAAGUGAGGAUGAACAGUUUGAAAAUGACUUAGAGACAGAUCCACCGAAUUGGCAACAGCUUGUUAGUCGAGAAGUGUUACUGGGACUAAAGCCUUCUGAGAUCAAAAGACAGGAAGUAAUUAAUGAACUGUUCUACACUGAAAGAGCUCAUGUUCGAACACUGAAGGUUCUUGAUCAAGUAUUCUAUCAACGAGUAUCUAGAGAAGGAAUUCUGUCCCCUUCAGAACUACGGAAAAUUUUUUCCAACUUGGAAGAUAUUCUUCAACUUCAUAUUGGAUUGAAUGAGCAAAUGAAGGCUGUUCGAAAGAGGAAUGAGACCUCAGUUAUUGAUCAGAUUGGCGAAGACUUGCUGAUCUGGUUCAGUGGACCAGGGGAGGACAAGUUGAAGCACGCUGCUGCUACCUUUUGCAGUAACCAACCUUUCGCCCUGGAAAUGAUCAAGUCUCGUCAGAAAAAGGAUUCUCGAUUCCAGACCUUUGUGCAAGAUGCUGAGAGUAAUCCUCUGUGUCGUCGUCUGCAGCUGAAGGAUAUCAUUCCUACCCAAAUGCAGAGGCUUACCAAGUACCCUCUUCUGUUGGAUAAUAUUGCCAAAUACACAGAAUUGCCAAUGGAAAGGGAGAAGGUGAAGAAAGCUGCAGAUCACUGUCGUCAGAUCUUAAAUUAUGUAAAUCAGGCUGUCAAGGAGGCAGAAAACAAACAGCGUUUAGAAGACUAUCAGCGUCGUCUGGAUACCUCCAAUCUGAAGUUGUCAGAGUACCCAAACGUGGAAGAACUCAGGAAUUUGGAUUUAACAAAAAGGAAGAUGAUUCAUGAAGGGCCAUUGGUCUGGAAGGUGAAUCGAGAUAAAACUAUUGAUCUGUACACAUUGCUGCUGGAAGACAUUCUUGUAUUGUUACAGAAACAGGAUGACAGGCUGGUGUUAAGAUGUCAUAGCAAGAUUCUGGCAUCUACCGCUGACAGCAAACACACAUUCAGCCCUGUCAUUAAGUUGAAUACAGUGCUGGUCCGACAAGUGGCAACAGAUAACAAAGCUUUAUUUGUCAUCUCCAUGUCAGACAAUGGAGCCCAAAUUUAUGAGCUGGUGGCACAGACGGUUUCUGAAAAGACUGUCUGGCAAGACCUAAUCUGUCGGAUGGCUGCCUCAGUGAAGGAACAGUCCGCAAAGCCCAUCCCGUUGCCCCAGUCAUCACCUUGCGAAGGCGACAACGAUGAAGAAACAGCUCCCAAAUUAAAAGUGGAACAUCACAGCAUUUCGGUCCCUGGUCUGCAGAGUCCAGACAGAGAUUUGGGAUUAGAGUCUCCCUUAAUAUCAUCAAAACCUCAGUCUCAUUCACUGGGUACCUCUGGGAAAUCCGAGGUAGACGAUCUCUUUGUGGCCGAGAGACAGUUGGCUAAAGAGCAGCAAGAAGACGGGACUCUGCAGGAAGCCGGAGCAAGUUACCAGACCCCAGGCCCAGACCCACACUUGCCUGCCUCAGAUGAACGGUGGGCACUGGAUGCACUAAGGAAUUUGGGCUUGCUGAAGCAGCUGCUCGUACAACAGCUGGGUUUGACCGAGAAGAGCUCCCAGGAAGACUGGCCACAUUUCCCAAGAUACAGGACAGCGUCUUCAGGGGUGCAGACAGACAGUGGAGCCCAGAACUCUGAGAACAGUAAGGCCUAUCCUCCUGGCGAAGGACACAUGCCCUUUAGAACUGGAACUGGUGACACUGCCCCUUGUUACAGUCCACGGACUUCAGCUGAAUCUUCGACUCCACGGGAUUCAGUGGUUCUGGCAUUCCAAGAUAGCCAGGCAAGUAACAUUUUAGUAAUGGACCACAUGCUUAGGACCCCGGAGAUGCCUCCUGCAGAGCCCGAAGGGAGUCUUGAUGAGAGUGGAGAGCACUUUUUUGAUGCCCGUGAAGCACACAGUGACGAUAAUCCGUCAGAAGGUGAUGGAGCAGUGAAGAAGGAAGAGGAUGUUAAUUUGCGCAUCUCAGGAAACUAUCUGAUUCUCGAUGGCUAUGAAGCAGUGCAGGAGAGCUCCACGGACGAGGGGCUUGCCUCCUCGCUUCCCCUGCCACCCACGACAGGCGCCCCCUCCACGGACUCUGCCCGCCCGCAGCAGCACUCGCCCCAGCGCACCCAUUCCGACGGGGCAGCUUCACCGUUCAGCCCCGAAUUCCUGGUCCAGCAGCGCUGGGGAGCCAUGGAGGAUUCCUGUUUUGAGAUCCAGAGUCCCCCCUCUUGUGCAGACUCACAGAGCCAGAUCAUGGAGUAUAUUCGUAAGAUCGAGGCUGACCUUGAACACUUAAAGAAGGUGGAGGAAAGUUACAGCACGCUUUGCCAAAGGCUGGCUGGAUCAGCCCUCACAGACAGGCACUCAGAUAAAAGUUAGAGCCGCGUGUCCUGGAGGUGACUGAUGGUUGUUGGACUCUGAGCAUCGGCCUUGUGGCACCCAUCCCGGCUGCACCGAGGACGCAGAGAGUGUGUGACAGAGGGUCUGCCUGUGAAGCCCCUGGGGGCGGCCGUGUUCCCCGGGCGCCCAGAGCGGGACUAGUUCCUCACAGUCCGGCAGCUGCACGAGUCUGUCAGGGAGGGAGUCCUGACUCUCGCUCUGCUCUCCUCACUAUCGGAAAUUCAUUUUGAUUCAGAACAAAAACCAAAUGUAUAGAGCUUUGGGUGUAGGAUAUGAAAUUUUACUUAGACUUAAGAAAAAGAGAAAAUCAGAUGUAUUUAUUUGACUUCAUUCCGUAUUUGAAAGCACAUUUUAAUUUUUAUUUUGCCAUGUUUUGUUUUAAUUGAGUAGUGAGAGUUUUUGCCCUUUGUGUUUAGUACACCCAAGGGUCAGUUGCUCCUGAAGCCAAGAGUUCUGGUGAGGUAUUAGGAGGCUGGGUGGAGAGGCGGAGAGGAGGAAGUAAGCCGGGGAAGGGAGGAGUAGCCAGCCUCCACGAAACUGGAUUCCAUGCCCUCUGCUGUCCGGGAGGCAUCAUCUUUGAGGGGCACCUCAGAGGUGCAGUAUGCCCAUGGCUCCUGCGGUCAGAGGUCUGGAGCUGUGUGCUGUCCAGGUGGGCAAGAGUCAGGUGGGCUUCCUCCCACCCGAGGCAAGCACCUGUCCUCUGUAGCUGGGAUCCACCCCCAAUUAACAGAAAAUCCUCAGUGUACUAAGUAGCAGGCACUUGAAAAUGGUGUGUUUUCUUCUGUUGUCUUCUUUUCUAUUGAGGGUAGGGAUUUGGGAGGGAGAGGAAAGCAAAUUUUAUUUUCUUGGCUAUAAAUUCGUUAUUCUUGGUAUUGUUGCAUUUUUUGUAAUUAUACAUUAGACUUGGGCACUUGUGUAAAAUUAUCCCUGCAGAUUGAGCAGGAAGGAAAAACCAACAAAUGGAGAAGCUUCAGAUGGCGGCAGGGGUGGGGGUGCGGAGGAAGGGCGGGACGGG